UUUUGCGAAAUUUUGCAAAGAUGAAUGAUUUGAUGACAAAGUCGUUCCUAAGUUAUGUGGAACUGAAGAAACAGGCUCGGAAGGACCUUGAAGACGACGAUCUUGACAUUGAAGCAGGGAAACUCAACCCCACGGAAGACCGCAGCCUCUCUCAGUUCUUCCAAGAAGUUGAAGCAAUCAAGUUUGAAAUGGAAGAGAUCACCAAUCUCUUAUUUGAUCUUCAGCAACUGAAUGAAGAGACAAAGUGCACCCACGGUGCCAAAGUUCUCCGCGGCCUAAGGGACAGGAUGGAGUCAGACAUGGUUGCCGUGCUUCGCAAGGCACUGAUCAUCAAGGCAAUGCUCGAGGUUCUUGACCAAUCCAACAUAGACAAUCGUAGUUUGUCAGAAUCCUACAAAGAAGGGAGCCCCAUUGACAGGACCAGAAUGUCUGUCACAAAUGGUUUGAGGGUCAAGCUUAGGGACAUGAUGAAUGACUUUCAGUCCUUGAGGGACAAGAUUCUAUCUGAACACAAGGAAGAUUUGAAGAGAAGGUACUAUACCACGACCGGUGAGGUUCCUACUGAAGAGGUGAUGGAGAAGAUGGUUUCUGGGAGUCUUAAAGUUGAGUUUUUGGCUGGAAAAACGGAUGCUGAUUUGGGCACUCAGGUUAGGCACGAGGCAUUGAUGGAUAUCCAGAGGAGUUUGAAUAAGCUUCACCAGGUUUUUCUUGAUAUGGCUAUUCUGGUUGAGACACAGGGUGAAAAGUUGGAUAACAUUGAGGAUAAUGUGGUUAAUGCUGGUAACUUCAUCCAUGGUGGGACUAAUAGUCUUUACAAUGCCAACCAGAUGAAGAAGAAGAACAGAAAGUGGUUGUGUUGGGUUUUUGCUGUGGGGCUGAUCAUACUACUCGUAUGCAUCGUUGCAAUGUUGUCUUCUUGACUGGAGCAAUUUGUAAGGAGUGAUUUAGAGUUUCGAGACCGUAAAGCUACUUUCAUUUCCUCUUUAACAGUUCAAUGGUUUUUGGAUUGUUGGGGGAAGUUCUGUUAAUUGAUUCAAAUUAGUUUAUGAGAACUACA
This is a messenger RNA of Glycine soja, 1057 nucleotides long. Its product is annotated as syntaxin-112-like. The record is from RefSeq and is a predicted model, not a curated record. Lineage: Eukaryota; Viridiplantae; Streptophyta; Magnoliopsida; Fabales; Fabaceae. The coding region runs from base 21 to 920 and encodes 299 amino acids. Gene Ontology annotation, biological process: intracellular protein transport; exocytosis; vesicle fusion. Gene Ontology annotation, molecular function: SNARE binding; SNAP receptor activity. Gene Ontology annotation, cellular component: SNARE complex; plasma membrane; endomembrane system. The transcript has a single exon.